UAUGAUUAAGGUCAAAACAGGCAUUACUUUAGCUCAAUUGUCGGUGGGGAUUGUCGCGAGAGGUAGUGCUGAUUUUUUAGCUACUGGUCCUUGUAUUCAAAUUUCUCGCAAUUAUUCAAAAAAUUGCUCCAAAAUAAUGGCUGCUGGUAAAUACAAGAUUGUCAUGGUACGCCAUGGUGAAUCUGAGUGGAAUUUAAAAAAUCAGUUCUGUGGCUGGUUUGAUGCCGAACUAAGUGAAAAUGGAAAGAAAGAAGCUGAAGCCGCUGGCGAAGCUGUUAAAGCUGCUGGUUUGAAAUUUGACGUCGCUCAUACUUCAGUUUUAACUCGUGCUCAGUGCACAUUAAAUGCCAUCCUUACUAAAAUUGGGCAAACAGACAUUCCUGUAUGCAAAACCUGGCGCCUAAAUGAACGUCACUAUGGUGGUUUGACAGGCUUAAAUAAAGCCGAAACUGCCGCCAAGUACGGCGAAGAUCAAGUCAAAAUCUGGCGCCGUAGCUUCGACACUCCCCCACCACCAAUGGAACCAGGUCAUCCAUAUUACGACAAUAUCGUAAAGGAUCCCCGUUAUGCCACUGAACCUAAAAAGGAAGAAUUCCCUAUGUUUGAAUCUUUGAAACUUACCAUUGAACGUACUCUUCCCUAUUGGAAUGAUGUCAUUAUUCCCCAAAUGAAAGAAGGCAAACGCAUUUUGAUUGCUGCUCACGGUAACAGCUUGCGUGGUAUCGUUAAGCACUUGGACAAUUUGUCUGAAGAUGCUAUCAUGGGAUUGAACUUGCCAACAGGUAUUCCCUUUGUUUAUGAAUUGGAUGAGAAUUUCAAACCAGUCGUUUCAAUGAAAUUCUUGGGAGACGAAGAAACCGUUAAAAAGGCAAUUGAAGCUGUUGCUGCACAAGGCAAAGCCAAGUAAAUUACGGGGCAUUUAAUUAAAUUGGAUAAUCUUACAUAGAAAAAUUGUAAUCAGCACAUAAUAGUAAAUUUACUUUUCAUGAAAUCUACAUUCAUACACAUAAUUAGGUGUUACAUAUUUAUUAUUUUGCCAUGAAAUGUUGCUACUGUAUUAGUCGGUUAUAUUGAAAUUACAAGAAUUAAUAAAUGUUUUGAAUGAAA
Molecule: messenger RNA, 1107 nt
Organism: Lucilia cuprina (Australian sheep blowfly)
Lineage: Eukaryota; Metazoa; Arthropoda; Insecta; Diptera; Calliphoridae
Product: phosphoglycerate mutase 1
Exons: 3
Coding region: 2-907 (301 amino acids)
Biological process (GO): glycolytic process
Molecular function (GO): intramolecular phosphotransferase activity
Source: RefSeq, a predicted model, not a curated record